GUCCUGAAGGAGACAAAGGAACAGCUUGACCUGCUGCCGGGGGAGGGGCAGGAUGGAGCCCGUGGCCCCCAGGAAAGCUGGUUCUGAGCAAGAGGAGGGCUUUGGGGUGCACGCCAGGAGGGCCGCAGACCUGGGGAUGGUCCCCAACCUCCGUCGAAGCAACAGCAGCCUUUGCAGGAACAGGCGGCUUGCCGGGGGUCUUCAGCAGCAGCGAGAAGAAAACCUGACGUCCUGGAUCCCUGAGAACAUCAAGAAGAAGGAAUGUGUGUAUUUCGUGGAAAGUUCCAAGCUGUCGGAUGCGGGGCGGGUGGUGUGUGCGUGCGGCUACACGCGAGAGCAGCACCUGGAGGAGGCCACCAAGCCCCACGCCUUCCAGGGCAAGGAGUGGGACCCCAAGAAGCACGUCCAGGAGAUGCCCACGGACGCCUUCGGGGACAUCGUCUUCACGGGCCUGGGCCAGAAGGCUGGCAAGUACGUCCGGGUGUCCCAGGACACGCCCUCCAGCCUGAUCUACCACCUCAUGACCCAGCACUGGGGCCUGGACGACCCCAACCUCCUCAUCUCGGUGACGGGAGGGGCCAAGAACUUCAACAUGAAGCUCAGGCUGAAGAACAUCUUCCGCCGAGGCCUGGUCAAGGUGGCCCAGACCACAGGGGCCUGGAUCAUCACGGGGGGCUCCCACGCGGGCGUGAUGAAGCAGGUGGGCGAGGCCGUGCGGGACUUCAGCCUGAGCAGCAGCUACAAGGAGGGCGGGGUCACCACCAUCGGCGUGGCCACGUGGGGCACCAUCCACAACCGGGAGGGGCUGGUCCACCCCACGGGCGGCUUUCCCGCCGAGUACCUGCUGGACGAGGAGGGCCAGGGGAACCUGACCUGCCUGGACAGCAACCACUCGCACUUCAUCCUCGUGGACGACGGGACCCACGGCCAGUACGGGGUGGAGAUUCCCCUCAGGACCAAGCUGGAGAAGUUCAUAUCGGAGCAGACGAAAGAGAGAGGAGGCGUGGCCAUCAAGAUCCCCAUCGUGUGCGUGGUGCUGGAGGGCGGCCCCGGCACGCUGCACACCAUCUACAACGCCAUCACUAACGGCACGCCCUGCGUGGUGGUGGAGGGCUCGGGCCGCGUGGCCGAUGUCAUCGCCCAGGUGGCCAACCUGCCCGUCUCCGAGAUCACCAUCUCGCUGAUCCAGCAGAAGCUCAGCGAGUUCUUCCAGGAGAUGUUCGAGACCUUCACCGAGAGCAGCAUCGUCGAGUGGACCAAAAAGAUUCAGGACAUCGUCCGGAGGCGGCAGCUGCUGACCGUCUUCCGCGAAGGCAAGGAUGGCCAGCAGGACGUGGACGUGGCCAUCCUGCAGGCCUUGCUGAAAGCCUCGCGCAGCCAGGACCACUUCGGCCACGAGAACUGGGACCACCAGCUGAAGCUGGCGGUGGCGUGGAACCGUGUGGACAUUGCCCGCAGCGAGAUCUUCACGGACGAGUGGCAGUGGAAGCCCUCAGAUCUGCACCCCACCAUGACGGCCGCCCUCAUCUCCAACAAGCCGGAGUUUGUGAAGCUCUUCCUGGAGAACGGGGUGCGGCUGAAGGAGUUUGUCACCUGGGACACCCUGCUCUACCUCUACGCCAACCUGGAGCCCUCCUGCCUGUUCCACUACAAGCUGCACAAGGUGCUGGCAGAGGAGCCGGAGCGGCCCUGCGCGCCCGGCCCCGCCCGCGUCCACAUGCACCACGUGGCCCAGGUGCUGCGCGAGCUCCUGGGCGACUCCACGCAGCCCCUGUACCCGCGGCCCCGCCACGGCGACCGGCCCCGGCUCUCGCUGCCCGUGCCCCACAUCAAGCUCAACGUGCAGGGCGUGAGCCUCCGGUCCCUCUACAAGCGCCCCGCCGGCCAGGUGGCCUUCACCAUGGACCCCGUCCGUGACCUCCUCAUCUGGGCCAUCGUCCAGAACCGGCGGGAGCUGGCAGGGAUCAUCUGGGCCCAGAGCCAGGACUGCAUCGCGGCGGCGCUGGCGUGCAGCAAGAUCCUGAAGGAGCUGUCCAAGGAGGAGGAGGACACGGACAGCUCGGAGGAGAUGCUGGAGCUGGCCGAGGAGUUUGAGCACAGAGCCAUCGGCGUCUUCACCGAGUGCUACCGGAAGGACGAGGAGCGGGCGCAGAAGCUGCUGGUGCGCGUGUCGGAGGCCUGGGGGAAGACCACCUGCCUGCAGCUCGCCCUGGAGGCCAAGGACAUGAAGUUUGUGUCCCACGGGGGGAUCCAGGCCUUCCUGACCAAGGUGUGGUGGGGCCAGCUGUGUGUGGACAACGGGCUGUGGCGGGUGGUGCUGUGCAUGCUGGCCUUCCCGCUGCUCUUCACGGGCCUCAUCUCCUUCAGGGAGAAGAGGCUGCAGGCCGAGGGCGGCCCGGCCCGCGCCCGCGCCUUCUUCAACGCGCCCGUGGUCAUCUUCCACCUGAACACCCUGUCCUACUUCGCCUUCCUCUGCCUGUUCGCCUACGUGCUCAUGGUGGACUUCCAGCCCGCACCCUCCUGGUGUGAGUGCCUCAUCUACCUCUGGCUCUUCUCCCUAGUGUGCGAGGAGAUGCGGCAGCUCUUCUACGACCCUGAUGAGUGUGGGCUCAUGAAGAUGGCGUCCUUGUACUUCAGCGACUUCUGGAACAAGCUGGACGUGGGCGCCAUCGUGCUCUUCAUAGCCGGGCUGACCUGCCGGCUCGUCCCGGCCACGCUGUACGCGGGCCGCGUCAUCCUGUCCCUGGACUUCAUCAUGUUCUGCCUGCGGCUCAUGCACAUCUUCACCGUCAGCAAGACGCUGGGGCCCAAGAUCAUCAUCGUGAAGAGGAUGAUGAAGGACGUCUUCUUCUUCCUCUUCCUCCUGGCCGUGUGGGUGGUGUCCUUCGGGGUGGCCAAGCAGGCCAUCCUCAUCCACAACGAGCGCCGCGUGGACUGGAUCUUCCGAGGGGUCGUCUACCACUCCUACCUCACCAUCUUCGGGCAGAUCCCAGCCUACAUCGACGGCGUGAAUUUCGACCUGGACCAGUAGCCCAACGGCACGGACCCCUACAAGCCCAAGUGCCCAGAGAGCGACGUGGCGCGGGAGGCGCCCGCCUUCCCGCAGUGGCUGACCGUGCUCCUGCUCUGCCUCUACCUGCUCUUCGCCAACAUCCUGCUGCUCAACCUCCUCAUCGCCAUGUUCAACUACACGUUCCAGGAGGUCCAGGAGCACACGGACCAGAUCUGGAAGUUCCAGCGCCACGACCUGAUUGAGGAGUACCACGGCCGGCCCCCCGCCCCGCCGCCCCUCAUCCUCCUCAACCACCUGCAGCUGCUCAUCAAGAGGAUGGUCCUCAAGAUCCCUGCCAAGCGGCACAAGCAGCUCAAGAACAAGCUGGAGAAGAACGAGGAGGCGGCCCUGCUGUCCUGGGAGCUUUACCUGAAGGAGAACUACCUUCAGAACCAACAGCACCAGCAGCGCCAGAGGCCGGAGCAGAAGAUCCAGGACAUCAGCGGGAAAGUGGACGCCAUGGUGGGCCUGCUGGACAUGGACCGUGUGAAGAGGUCGGGCUCCAUGGAGCAGAGGCUGGUGGCCCUGGAGGAGCAGGUGACGCGCACCGCCAGAGCCCUGCAGUGGGUCGUGACCUCCCUGAAGGACGCCGGCUUCGGCUCGGCGGCAGCUGCGCCCACCCUGGCCCCUCAGAAGCCCUGCGAUGAGCCGGACGGGGACCUGGGCGAGAAGAAGGCGGAAGAGCCGGGCGACGGCUACCACGUGAACGCCCGGCACCUCCUGUACCCCAGCUCCCCGGUCACGCGCUUCCCCGUGCCCAACGAGAAGGUGCCGUGGGAGGCUGAGUUUCUGAUCUACGACCCUCCUUUUCACACGGCCGAGAGGAAGGACGUGGUCCUCGUGGAUCCCGUGGGAGACUCCCCGGAACCACUGACCAGGAUCCGCUACAACGCCCUGGACGGACUGACAGACCGGCGCAGCUUCCACGGGGCAUACGUGGUCCAGGACGGGCUCCCUCUGAACCCCAUGGGCCGCACGGGGCUGCGAGGACGCGGCAGCCUCAGCUGGUUUGGACCCAACCACACGCUGCACCCCGUGGUCACCCGGUGGAGGAGGAAUCAGGACGGAGCCAUCUGCCGGAAGAGCAUCAAGAAGAUGCUGGAGGUUCUGGUGGUGAAGCGCCCCAGCUCCGAGCACUGGGCCUUGCCAGGGAGCUCCGGAGCCCGGAGACACCCGGCCUGGGCAGGUGGAUCGUGGAACGGCGCGGGGCAGAGCUGA
Perognathus longimembris pacificus (Pacific pocket mouse) is the source of this 4270-nucleotide messenger RNA. It is a transcript of the gene Trpm2, whose product is annotated as transient receptor potential cation channel subfamily M member 2. NCBI's taxonomy places the organism in Eukaryota, Metazoa, Chordata, Mammalia, Rodentia, Heteromyidae. Gene Ontology annotation, molecular function: ligand-gated calcium channel activity. Gene Ontology annotation, cellular component: membrane. Gene Ontology annotation, biological process: calcium ion transmembrane transport. The record is from RefSeq and is a predicted model, not a curated record.